AUGGCGUCGUCAAGACAGUGUAUGCGGUCUGGCGCCGCCUUACAACAGGCUAAACGCUACAUUCAAGACAUCGCGAUCACUCGUACCGGAAAACCUAUCAUCCGAGUACAAGGUGGAAGCUCACCAACGAUCAUAGGACAUACCGCAACCGUCUUUGGAGCUACUGGUUUCCUUGGGAGAUACAUUGUACAGAGACUGGCUCAGACCGGUUGUACUGUCGUCGUGCCUUUCCGCGAUGACAUGGGCAAGCGUCAUCUGAAGGUUUCUGGGGAUCUUGGUCGCGUGGUCUUUAUUGAAAUGGACCUGAGAAAUACUGCGUCUAUCGAAGAAAGCGUUCGACAUUCUGACAUUGUCUACAAUCUCAUUGGUCGAGACUACCCCACGAAAAACUUUGAUUUGGAAGAUGUCAAUGUCGAAGGUGUCGAACGCAUUGCUGAAGCCGUUGCCAAAUACGAUGUCGACCGCUUCGUGCAAGUAUCUUCGUACAACGCGGAUGAGAAUUCAGAGUCAGAGUUCUUCCGUACUAAAGCUCGUGGUGAGAAAGUGGCUCGUUCUAUCUUCCCAGAAACGACCAUCGUCCGCCCGUCUCCAAUUUACGGAUGGCAAGACGGGUUGCUUACCAAACUCGCUUAUCCAAACCGCCACAUUACGUCCAACCACAUGCAACAAACGUUCUGGCCUGUUCAUGCAAGCGAUGUAGGUAAAGCCCUAGAGAAGAUGUGCUACGACGACACCACCGCUGAACAAACGUAUGAACUACACGGACCCAGCGAGUGGUCAAUGGCCGAGCUCGCCCAACUUGUGGACGGCGAGACGUUGCGAGAACGCAGCAACAUCAACAUUCCCCGCCGGAUCAGAGAACCAUUAGGCUAUGUUAUGAACAAAUACUUGUGGUGGCCAACUCUCCAUAAGGAUGCUGUGGUGCGCGAAUUUAUUGACCAGCACAUCGACCCCAAGGCGAAGACGUUCAAGGAUCUUGAUAUGGAGCCAGCAGAAAUAAGACAGUGGUCGUAUGAGUAUUUGAAAGGAUACAGAAGCAGCAGGAUGAUGGACCUACCACCUAUGACUGAGAGGGAGCUACAAGCAGAAAAGCAGUACGACCACGUGCGGCGAAGUUAUUGACCGUUCCUUUUGUUGUAACCUAUGCGGC
This is a messenger RNA of Pseudovirgaria hyperparasitica, 1150 nucleotides long. RefSeq names its product NAD(P)-binding protein. The coding region runs from base 1 to 1122 and encodes 373 amino acids. NCBI's taxonomy places the organism in Eukaryota, Fungi, Ascomycota, Dothideomycetes, Acrospermales, Acrospermaceae. The record is from RefSeq and is a predicted model, not a curated record. Gene Ontology annotation, cellular component: mitochondrion. The transcript is spliced from 6 exons. Gene Ontology annotation, molecular function: protein-containing complex binding.